UCAAGCGCCCUUCAGACUCGACCAAAGACAUGCCCCACCCUCCUUGAGGAAUGCUGAAGAGGGCAAAAGAGGCUGGAGAAAGCGACCAAAGAACCGGAACGGCCACUGUUGGCUGGGACAGUGCCGGGGCGCCGGGCACUGCGCUGAGUCAGCACGGGAGGCGCGGGGCCUCAGCUGGGUGCUCUCGCCCAGCCCCGGAGUCACCCGCAGCACUCCGUUGGGUCCCACCACCCAAAUAUCCCAGCCCAGGUCUCCCAUUGAUGGCUCGGCGCCGACCUGCGAGGAGCCAGCGGCUACACUCCAUCCCGGACGCCGGCGGCGACCGGGAACAGACCUGGGAGGCAGCAGCGCUCUGGGCCGGGUAUCCACUCGAAGAAGCGGGUAAUGGCCCGAGGCACCGUGGGCGAGACCUCGUUCCGGUGAUUGAAGCUCGUGGGGUUACCUCUACCGGGGAUCCCUGGGCCCCCAUUCCAGCCACAUCCUCUCCCACCUCCCCCAGUCUUGGGAGCCUGGUCCCCGAAGGUUCAAGAAGUCAAGAGCCGGGAAAAAUGCACUGUGCAAAUAUAUUGACUUUAUUUGUCUCCGUUCGGGAGCCUCACAGACAUAUCCAAGUAAAAAGAUCGUUAAAUAAAAGCCGUCAGCCAUCGCAAUGCAAAAAUAAAUAUCCAUCCUCCGGCCGCAGCAGCACCUGCGCUGCGCCCAAAGUCCCAUCAGCCGCGCCUAACAAUUAUAAAAGUGUUCAGCGAGAGUGUGUUGGCGUGAGUGUGAACGGGUGCGUGCGCUGGGGGGCACGGUGGAGCGGUGUGCAAAAUCGGAGUUGCGAACCAUCGGACAAGGGCGUGGAGUGGCUCUCCGGGAAGCCCUGGCGACCCGGGGUCAACUCGGCGCGGGCGCGCCUCCCGCACACACUCAACAGCAGAGUCCGUACUGGGAAGAGUUAA
Molecule: messenger RNA, 941 nt
Organism: Suricata suricatta (meerkat)
Lineage: Eukaryota; Metazoa; Chordata; Mammalia; Carnivora; Herpestidae
Exons: 2
Coding region: 51-941 (296 amino acids)
Source: RefSeq, a predicted model, not a curated record